AUGGUGGAUCCGCUGCAGCUCGCGUACUCUUCGAUUGGCAACGGAGGCGUCAAUAGCGACACGGCCGCGACAGCUCGUAGUUGUCUACCAAUCGGCGACAUUGACUGCACCUGGGAGACGGUGGACACGCCGCUGACGUCGAACCCCAAGACCGUCACGUGGAUCGUCACCAUCAGCGACGUGCUGUACUCGCUCGUCUUCACGAUAUUCCUGCUCUUCUACUCGUACCGAGCCAAGAAGGCCAUCAAGGAACACCAGAACAAGCACCUGACGCCUGCGAGGUACGCGGUUAUGGUGCGUGGACUGCCCAAGAGUGCCACGGAGAAGGAGAUCCUGGAGCAUUUUAACAACCUGUACGACCUCAACAAGGAGGAGGAGUACGCCAAGCUGUGGUUCGGCAUGUACUGGGGCAAGCGGCGCAAGGUCAAGCGCUCGCGCUCGAAGAAGGCGGACAACAGGAGCGUCGUCUCAAAUGUGGACCAUCUUGAAGGAUCCACGACGAUCAACAAGGAUCUCUACCUCAACACUUGGAUCGCGGAGGUCAGCGUCGCUCACCCGACUGGAGGACUGCUGCGCACGUUCCUGAAGAUGGAGCACUUAGACCAGAAGAGAGAGGAAGUCGAGCAGCUCAUUGCUCUACUGGAGAAAGAGAAGAGUCACUCCCUGGCCAAUUUCAGUGCGGCCGACGAGAAACUGAUUCACGCGUCGAAGAAGAAGCUCAAGAAGAUCGAGAAGAAGAUCGAGAACAAGAUGAAGAAGAUCGCGGCGCUCAAGGAGGUGCUUCCCGAGUCGUCGGAAGCUGAACAAGUACUGGAGCAAAAGAAGAUGAAGCAGGAGAAGAAGGCCAGCACGCUCUCUACUCUGGCGUCCAAGGAGAAGCUCGCGGCGGCUGCAAAGGCGGCCAAGACGGCGGCGACGAGCACUCAGCAGGCGUUCGACUGGGAGGGGUGCGAGUGCGCCUUCGUGGUGUUCAACAACCUCGAAUCAAGACGCCGGUGCCUCGAGGACUACCGCCAGUCAAGCGGUUGGCUUGCGCGCAAGUGGCAGCCGUCGAUCCUGCGCUUCCGCAACGGAACUUACCCGCUGAUCGUGACCCCCGCCCCCGAGCCGUCGAACAUCCUGUGGGAGAACCUCGAGGUGACCGAGCGUGGCCGAUUCUAUCGCCAAUUUGUGACGAACUUGAUCACCGUGAUGCUGCUGAUCAUCUCGUGUGCCAUCAUCUCGGCCGCGCAGUCGACGCAGGAGCAGUUCGCGAGCAAGAUGCCACCGGAGGGGCUGUGCGACCGAGCGCUCCCGGCCGUGUACUACGCAGACACGCCGUUCUCAGUGAACGCCACUACCCGGAGAUCGAUCGUGUGGACGCUCGGGUGGGAUGCGAAAGCGACCUGUUCACCUGGGGACUCGGGAGAUACGCGCUACCACAUCGCGUACACGAACGAGAUCAACAACGACUUGAACACCUCGAGGUUGUCGUACGGAUCGGCCUAUCCAGACCCCACGCGGUGCACGGAGCCGUGUAUCUCGGAGGCCAGCACAGGAACGUGUAAUACUCUACCGUGCUUCUACUACGACGAGCUGGUCCAGUCCGACGGUAUGGCUUGUGAAGCGUACGAGGCGAGUCACGUGCUGUACUGCUACUGCUCGACGGCGUUGACGACCAGUAUCAAGAAUAACGGCUUCGUUGACGGACCCAAGAUGCUGUGGAACAACUUGCCGUGCCGCGGAUACAUCAAGGACUACCUCAUCAAGAACUCGUUCAUCCUGCUGGCUGCUGCGAUCGUCGUGAUUGUCAACUUUCUGCUGGACAACAUCCUGCGCGCGUUCGCGGUGUUCGAGCGCCACACGAGCGAGUCGACCAAGACCAUCCGCGUCGCAGUGCGCAUGUUCGUCGCGCAGUUCCUCAACACGGCGCUGAUCGUGAUCGUUGUGAACGCAUCCUUUGGUUUGAGUGGGGUUCCAGUCGCCAAGGAGCUGCUGGGCGGCAAGUACAAGGACUUCCAGCGCGGUUGGUACCCGACGGUGGGCAUGGGAAUCGCCACGACCAUGCUGCUUAACGCCUUCCUGCCGCAGGUCACGCUGUUCGGAAAGAUGUUCAUCUGGUCGCCGGUCUACCGCUGGCACAAGCGCCGCUCGAUCCGCACCCAAGAGAAGAUGGACAAGCUGUACGCCGGCCCCAAGUUCGACAUGUCGGAGCGAUACCCGAUGGUGCUCAACUCGGUGUUCGUGACGAUGGUUUUCUGCGGUGGAGUGCCCGUGCUGCUCUUCAUCGGCGCCGUGGCGGCUGCCGGCAUCUACUGGUUCGACAAGCUCUCGAUUCUGCACCUGUACAGCGUCAAGACGACGUACGAUGAGAUUCUUGGACAGGUGACGCUCCAGGCGCUGCCUUGGACGCUGGCGCUGCACUUGGCGUUCUCCGCGUGGAUGUACGGCAACACGGAGCUGCUCAAGGGCACGAUGCUCAACUUGCCGUGGCUGUUACGCUCUGUGGGUCUCUCUUCAGUGGUGAGAGACAACCCGAACGCGACGACAGACCAACUGUACGCCAUCCUGACAGAUAAACUCGGCAAGUUCGACGUGUUGGGGCAGUACGGCUUCUUGGUCAAGAUCGUGUACUCGCACGUGAUGCUGAUGACGGUGCUGUGUUUCAUCGUCACGGUCGGUCUCUUGCUGUACACGAUCUUCGGCCGCCUCGUGUUCGUCGUGCUCGGUCAGAUGCUGGAGCUGUUGAAACAGGCCGCGCUGCUGCCUGUGGAGCUGAUCCGCUCUCUUGUCGUGAAGGAAGACGGCGAGUCUCUACCCAAGGAGACGGAUUCUCUUCAGCAGGAGAAGUUGCCGAAGGUGCUGAUCCCAGAGUUCACGGAGCCGUUCGUCAUGUCGGUCUCGAAGAAGUACAAGUCGGACGGGAGUCUCGGCUUCCAGAAGAACAUAGUGGACAAUACCGAAGAGCUCACGUGUGUGUGGCCGGACGAUGCCAAUGGCCGAGUCGCGGGUGAGCGCAUGUUGACGUGGGAGACCAUGCAGGCGCCCGUCAAGUCGUACGCGAUCGAGGCGAACGAAAAGUACAGCCUGGUUGUCAAGCGCAUCACCAAGUCGUGGGCGCAAGUGAAGGAGGCUCGACGUACUGAGCACGUCCCGGAACCUGUCGCCCUUGGCAAAGUCGUGCCCAUGCUCGGUAACCAGGACGAACACCAGGUAGAGGACGCAGUUACUGCAACGGAGAUCGUCACGAAGAAGGAGGAGGACCCUGAAGACGCAGCCGCCGAAGCCACCAGACCCGAAGAGACCGCCGAAGCAGUAGCUAUUGGUGAAGAACCAGCAUCCAACAAUGACGAAGUGAUCGCCGACGCAGUGGCUGAAGACGCAGCAGAACCAGCACAGGAGAUGGUUGAGGAAGAAGCUGAGCCGGUCGAGGAGGAAGCUGAAGUCGCAGUGAACGAGGAGGAAGACAACGCUGAACAGUGA
Phytophthora sojae is the source of this 3462-nucleotide messenger RNA. RefSeq lists its product as hypothetical. The transcript has 2 exons. The record is from RefSeq and is a predicted model, not a curated record. Gene Ontology annotation, cellular component: plasma membrane. NCBI's taxonomy places the organism in Eukaryota, Oomycota, Peronosporomycetes, Peronosporales, Peronosporaceae. Gene Ontology annotation, molecular function: calcium-activated cation channel activity. The coding region runs from base 1 to 3462 and encodes 1153 amino acids.